Messenger RNA from Arctia plantaginis, 339 nucleotides. Lineage: Eukaryota; Metazoa; Arthropoda; Insecta; Lepidoptera; Erebidae. The record is from the annotation of a GenBank genome assembly.
AUGUCUUCAUUAACGGCUGUUAUUCCUAAAUUGUAUCAAGAAUACAUAAGCAAAACUCCUAAGAAGCUAAAGAUUAUCGAUGCUUACUUACUAUAUGUGUUUUUGACCGCUGUUAUACAGUUUGUGUACUGUUGCCUUGUCGGCACUUUUCCAUUCAAUUCUUUCUUGAGCGGUUUUAUUUCUACGGUCAGCUCAUUUGUUCUUGGAGUAUGUCUACGUUUACAAGCCAACCCAGAAAACAAGAAUGAAUUCCAAGGUCUAAGUGCAGAGCGUGGAUUUGCAGACUUUAUAUUUGCACAUCUUGUACUUCACAUUGUUGUUAUUAAUUUCAUAGGUUAA